Molecule: messenger RNA, 5254 nt
Organism: Acipenser ruthenus (sterlet)
Lineage: Eukaryota; Metazoa; Chordata; Actinopteri; Acipenseriformes; Acipenseridae
Product: glypican-3-like
Exons: 8
Coding region: 1314-3038 (574 amino acids)
Biological process (GO): cell migration; regulation of protein localization to membrane; positive regulation of canonical Wnt signaling pathway
Cellular component (GO): plasma membrane; extracellular region; cell surface
Source: RefSeq, a predicted model, not a curated record
AACGAUGUUAAUUACAUUCUUGGCUGAGCACGAAGGUUAAUUAUGAGGCGUUUAAAUCAAGAGGGAGUCCCGGCAGACACGCUCUCGACUAAGCCGGACGAGGAUCAGGAUCUAGGUACAUCGGAUCCUCAGAAGAUGGAAAUGAUGAUCGCUGUCGCACGCCGUGCAUUAACAGAAAGUGAGAGAAUAAUUAAUAUGAAUCAUCUAGCCGGAGGCAGGCUUGCUCUGUGAGAGAGAGAGAGAGCUAGGAAGCUGUUUGGUUAACUAAUCACCGUCGCUUUUGCAAGUGAUCCUUCGUGCUUCCCUCUCAUAAGACGGUGUAGGAUUGUAAGGGCGCGUUUACACGCAGAAGACGCGUAUGCCUUUAUAAUCGAUUCUAUUAGAAAGCAGCACGGUGAGGACUGUGUUAUAUGGGAAGCUCACUCCGCUGAUAAGAUUAUAAUUUAAAGCAUGUCCAUUCGACAGUGGCUUCAUUUGGGGUCCGUGCAGCCGCGCUGUUUUACGGACACGCUGGAGUCUGUGUAGGUCAUUUCCAAUAUGCGUAAGAACAGGGGUGGCCAAAGUCGGAGAAUCCACUCCUGGUCUUUGUUCCAACCCUGUUCUAAAUUAUUUAAUUGAACCAAUUAAACGUGCAGCCAGAGCAGACCCUGAAGGACUUCAGGAGUUCGUUUUUACCUGUUAAACGUGGAGUGGACUGGCUCUUCGGGACCGCGAUUCGACACCCCUGCAUUAAAAAAACAUGUCCAUCGAUUAUACAACCUCCGAGACAGACGCGUAGCAGCGCAGGAAAGACAACGGGCUAUUUACUAAUAAGCACUGUACAACUGAGACAGACGGAUGGAUAGAUAGAGAGAUGGAUAGAUCGAUACACACAGAUAUAUCGUCACUCCACCCCAGGUUCGGGAACGCGCUCUCCCGGGUACGCGCAUCCCGUCUGCCCGCCCUGUGAUUUCAAACAGAUUCACUCAGCAGAGAGAAGAGAGCAGAGAGCUGCAAACGACUUGUUCUCAGUCUCUUUAAAAAAAAAAAAAAAUACUUUAAACAACAGUGCAAAUAUGCAGCCACAGAGAGGAAUCUGAAAGAAGCUUUUGAAAGCAAGCUUUUUUUUUUUUGAGCGAUUAAUUACAGCUAUUUGAGUUACUAAUUUCCUGCUAAGAAAAUAUCCGAUAUAGUACUAAAGAAGCCGGUUUCUGAAAAUAAAACACCGCUUCAAUUUACUCAGAUUGUGUAAGGAUUUUAAAUAGCCUUGUGGCGCCCUGGUGUGCUGUGUCUGUAGAUAACUGUUAUUACCGCUCUGACGCGGUCCGAGUGCCAUGGCAGGUAGCCGGGCGCCAGGUGUGUUGUUGCUAGGGCUACUCCAGCUCGCGCAGUCCAGCGGGCAGGUACCCAGCUGCCUCGAGGUGCGCUCGUCCUUUCAGCUCCUGCACCCAGGGGUGAAGUGGGCACCCGAGAAGCCCGUCUCAGGGUCGGACCUGCAGGUGUGCCUCCCCAAGGGGUCCACGUGCUGCUCCCGCAGGAUGGAGGAGCGGUACCAGGCAGCGGCCAAGCAGAGCAUGGAGCUCAGCAUGCAGGCCUCCAGCACCGAGCUCAAGUCCCUCAUCAUCCAGAACGCAGCGCUCUUCCAGGAGGCGUUUGACGUGGUGGUCCGGCACGCACGCAACUACACGGCGCUGCUGUUCCGGGGGCAGUGGGCGGGGCUGGCGGGUGAGGCGUGGGGCCCGGUGACACAACUCUUCAAGGACGUGUCCCUCUACAUACUGGGCUUGGACACCAGCGUGGACGACAUGGUCAACUCCUUCUUCGACAGCCUCUUCCCCACUGUAUAUCGGCACCUGCUCAGCGGGCCCGCAGGGGGCUCCGGGGACCAGCCCUCGGAGGAGUGCCUGAGGGCCGCGCGGAGGGACACGGGGGCCUUCGGACCCCUGCCCAAGCUCAUCAUGACCCGCAUGUCCCGCUCCCUGCUGGCGGCCCGCGUCUUCCUGCAGGCGCUGAACCUGGGCAUCGAGGUGGUCAACACGACAGACCACCUGCGCUUCGGCAAGGACUGCGGCCGCACCCUGCUGCGGCUCUGGUACUGCCCGCACUGCCAGGGCCUGCUGGAGGCCAGGCCCUGCCUGGGGUUCUGCCAGGCUGUGAUGCAGGGCUGCCUGCUGCAGCUGUCCGAGGUGCAGCCCUACUGGCAGGGCUACAUCCAGGGGCUGGCGGGGCUGGCGGGAGGCAUGCAGGGGGUGUACGACCUGGAGAACAUGCUGCUCAAACUCCACACGCUCGUCAGGGACGCCGUGCUGCACGCACACAGGAACCGGCUGCGCCUGGCCGCUCUGGUCAGCAGUAUGUGUGGUUACUCCUCGCAGCGGCUAGCUCACUCUGUCCACUCCCCCAAGGACGGGCCUGCUCACCAGCGAGGGCUCAAGAGCGCCCCCGUCGACCCUCACGAAACACUGGCUGGACGCAGAAGGGAGUUCAUCGACACCCUGCAAGGGUUCACUCAUUUCUACAGCAGCCUGCCGGAGGCGCUGUGCAGCCGCGAGUCUGCCGUGCUCAACGACUCCCUCUGCUGGAACGGGCAGGACAUCGCGGAGAGGUACCCUCCCCCGGCAGUGAAGAAAGUGCAGACGCAGAGCCCAGACACCAAGCCCAAGACGCUGGAGCCAGUUAUCAACCAGAUCAUCGACAAACUGAAACACAUUAAUCAGUUGUUGCGGAGGGUGUCGGCCCCAAGGCGCAGGGUGAAGGGUCGCCCAGCAGGGGGCGAGCUGGAGGAGGAGGCACUGGAGAGCGGGGACUGUGACGACGAGGACGAGUGCAGCGGCUCUGGCCAGGGGGGGGCGCCACCGUACCGCAGGAGACUGCGCAUAUUCACAGAGUUAGCAGACGACCUGGAAAUGGAUGACAUCAUUUUCCACAAGCAGCUUCUGCCUCCCCACCAGGGUAAAGAAGGCCUGGGGUCGCGACCUCUGCCAGGGUGCAGUGCCCGGCCUGUCUCCUCCCACCUCGCUGCCCUCGCUGUCUCACUGACUCUCCUCGGAUCCCACUGACCGACCCUGUGAGCUCGGACACUUGAACACUCGGGCCCAUCGAGGGGCCACACCACCCAGUACCUCCCAGUACCACCCAGUACCUCCCAGUACCACCCAGUACCUCCCUGUACCAUCCAGUACCUCCCAGUAUAUCCCAGUACCAUCCAGUACCACCCAUUACCUCCCAGUACUUUCCAGUACCCCCCAGUACUUCCCAGUACCAUCCAUUAUCUCCCAGUACCUCCCAAUACCACCCAAUACUUCCCAGUACCACCCAGCUUGUAAAUAACUGUGCUGUCAGCGGCUUCGUGUUGUUACUGUGCUCAGUGUUACUUUUGGCAAAACUUGAAUCUUGCAGGGCUGGAGGCAGGAUUCCUUUUCACUGCUUGUAGGUUUGAUCCAGCCGUUUCACUGUUAGCACUCUGUGCUUGAGUGUGAGCAGGGGGUGUUCAUGUCAGGACCGCAAGCAGAGUGUAAAAGAGCCAGACUCCACUGCAGGAGUGGUUCUAGAUCUUUCAACCUCACGACAGGAACGGAAUCCAAAACGACCCUCCCCUUUUCUGUAACACAGAACUCACACACAAAAAUAGUUUGCAUUCCAGCUUAGUAUAUAGACAUUAUAAAUGCAGAUGCCUAAUUAACUUGUAAAAAUACCCCAGAAAACUCCAAAUAAAAUAUCUAUAUGUACCAAAGUCCCGGGGAAACAGCAAAGACUCUGCCUUCCAGCCCUCGAGUUUUGCCUUGUCUUUCAGGGACAUUCUUUAAUGUAUUGUACAGUGUUGAUGUGUAUACCUUGCUCACAUCACCUCUCUUUGGAUGUAGCUCACUGAGAAUAUACCACUCCCUCUUGCACAGGCAGGCCAGGGGGGUGCGGUGGCACAGCUUCGAACCAGCAGCAGUGAGUUAUCACCCCAGCUGUUCCACUAACCCCCUCUGCUGAAUCAUCAGGAUUUUAAGCAAUACCUGGACUGGGGAUGGGGGACUGCUGUUAAUAUACUGCAAGUUUGAAUUCAAGUUGUAUCAGGUGUUCUUGACAAAAUAUACGUCUGACAUCUACUGCUGUGCAAGGUACGCGUAGUAAAUUCACUCGGUGAUGAUGUCAUCGGAUUGAGAUUAUCACAGGAUCAUGUGCCUGGUAACCAGUACAGAGAGAAGAGCGGGCAGACCUUGUUUGUGUGUAUAAAUAGAUCGGUCUCUCUCAGUCAGUUUUCUUCUACCCUAAAAUACUGCAACUGCUACCUGGAGUUCUGGAUUUGGAUUCAGAUCUGGGGUCAGGGAUAUUGGACAGCCAUGUGGCCCAUAUUAAUCUCAGUCUCAUAUAUGAUGAACCCUAUACCAGAUCCCCACAGCAGCGUGCUCUACCCAGGGGCAGCACCGCCCAGCUCUGCACCGCUGCAGUGUGCUCUACCCAGGGGCAACACCCCCCAGCUCUGCACCGCGGCAGCGUGUUCUACCCAGGGGCAGUGUGUUCUACCCAGGGGCAGCACCGCCCAGCUCUGCACCGCUGCAGUGUGCUCUACCCAGGGGCAGCACCCCCCAUUUCUGCACCGCUGCAGUGUGCUCUACCCAGGGGCAGCGCCUCCCAGCUCUACACCAUGGCAGCGUGUUCUACCCAGGGGCAGUGUGCUCUACCCAGGGGCAGCACCGCCCAGCUCUGCACCGCUGCAGUGUGCUCUACCCAGGGGCAGCGCCUCCCAGCUCUGCACCACGGCAGGGGGAGCACUGCAGCUGCAGCCCCGGUUAGGUCAGAGUCGUUACUCUUCUGUCCGUCUCUCUCACUGAAAAUCAGAACCAUCCUUUUAAAAUGAUGUGUUUUUGAAAAACUGAGUAAAUGCCACAAAAUAAUAAUACACAUGGCAAAAUACAAUUUCCAUUAAAAUAAUAAUAAUGAUAAUUAAAAACAGGGAUUGCUAUUGCUGAUUGAGUCUUGUACUGUAUAUGAGCACCGGGGUGUAGUCAGUGCAUCACUGUGGUUUGCAGUGAGCAGGAGAGAUCAUCUGUGGCUGGAUGGCUGGAUGUCUGAUGAGUGGGUUCUGUGAAUCUUGUUCUUCCUGCAUGUCUGUGUGUACUGUAUGUGUGUCUGGCUGUGUGGGACUGUGUGCAUUCAUCUCUGUAAGUAUGCAUGUCUGCGUGGAGUUGUGCACUACAGCAAACCCCCAGAGAGAAAAUGCGCUUCACUCACAACAAGAGCUGAAUUUAUCUUUAGCGGCAGGCAGAGUUCCCAGUCUCCCACC